This is a messenger RNA of Daphnia pulex (common water flea), 15283 nucleotides long. RefSeq names its product zinc finger homeobox protein 4-like (gene zfh2). Gene Ontology annotation, biological process: regulation of transcription by RNA polymerase II. Gene Ontology annotation, molecular function: zinc ion binding; DNA-binding transcription factor activity, RNA polymerase II-specific; RNA polymerase II cis-regulatory region sequence-specific DNA binding. The coding region runs from base 1105 to 11835 and encodes 3576 amino acids. NCBI's taxonomy places the organism in Eukaryota, Metazoa, Arthropoda, Branchiopoda, Diplostraca, Daphniidae. Gene Ontology annotation, cellular component: nucleus. The transcript has 4 exons. The record is from RefSeq and is a predicted model, not a curated record.
GGCCGACAAGCCGUCAGUCGGCCCGUGACCCUCGCCGUGUCGUGUCGCGCCCGCGCGCUCAACCCGCGUUAUUUUUUCGUCGUGUGAGAGUGUGUGAGUGUAUUGCUGCGAGGCCCCCGCUCCUCCUCCUACUACUCCGUGUGUGUGUGUGUUAUUUUGUCUUGUGCGGGCUUUUCGCUCUCGACCCCCAUGCGAAAAGAUCAAGCCAAAAUUAUUUCGCGCUUGCCCUAGAAAACACCGAAACAGCACACGGAAUCGAUUGAUUUUCCCCCGUCUUGUCACCACGACGGCAUUUGACAGUUUCUCCAUUCCAAAAUUGCCAAAAAACAACAACAACUUUUGAUCCUUUUCAUCUUAUUUUUAUUUUUUUGGUUCCGUUCAAUUUGGUUUUUAUCGUCGACGAGAAAAUCAGUGAUGUUUUAAGUGAUUUGUGUUGUUCCGUGCUUUUCCUUUCUCCCGCAAAAAUUUCGUGAAGAUAAAAAAAAAAAGUUUGGGGUCUUUUUGAUUUCAAUUAACAACGAAUGGCAUCGUCGACGAGGUGACACGAACAGAGACCACCUUCAUAAUUGAAAUUAGGGAAGAAAAGAAAAUUACUGAGAAAUUGUUUUUUUUUUUUGUUGUUGGCGGACGGUUGAUCGGAAUUAUGGCGAUGCCGACAUUGAACCAACAUCAACCGGCGGAUCGGUCCGACAGCUGAUCGGAUUUGUUUUUGGUUGCUUAAAAAAAUUCAAAACGACAUUUGUGUGUUUUUUUGGCUUCGACCAAUUUUUUUGUGGAUUAAAACACUGAAAGAAUCUCUUUUGAGUGUUACAAGUGAGCGCCGGACGAGUGUGCCAAGUGAUUCUGUGUGUGUGUCUGUGUGUCUGGUUCAGGGUGUGUGUGGUAGGAGAGUCUUGUGCUCGGAAGAGUGUCAAUGCGCUUCCGCACGAGUCCGGCCACGCCACACCGUCUUGGCCUCUGCCAAAGAUGAUGAGGUGGUAACCUGAAGAAAAUUAAGAGAGAAAAGGAGGACAAAAAAUCAAUUGGACACCCAUUUCGGUGGCGCAAAGAGAAGAAGAAGAAGAAGAAAUUGAAUCGACAGAUCAAGAAAAAGAAGAAGAAGAAAUGGACGUCUCGAUAGCGGUGCCUAGUCCACGAGUUCACUCUGACGCGGCCUCAGCGACGCCCUCAGCGGCCAUCAGUUUACCUUCGCCGACGGCGCCAACGCCAACGACGCCGCCCAAUUCGAUGGACACGGGACAGACGACCCUAGUCCACGCCCGGCUGGACGCCCGCGACGUGAUGGCCGGCUCGUGUGAUUCUGGUCAGGAGGAUGAAGAGCUGGAAGAUCAUAGUCACCACCACAGCAGUUCCCGCUCGCCCAAUCUGCCUGGAAGUAAAACGUCGGCCAAUGCCAGCGGAUCGACGGCUCCGGCCGGCCGGGAAGACGACGACGACGACGUCGAUGAGGAAGACGACGAGGAUGAGGACGACGACGACGACGUCGAGCGAUUCGACGGCAAAAUCGUCUACAAUCCCGACGGAUCGGCUUACAUCAUCGAGGAGAACAACCACGGCAGCGACACGGAGGACAUUCCGGUCCGGCUGCCCAAAUUGGAGGGCGCCAUUGUGGACGGGCGUCGCGGGACGCAGGACCUGGACGACGUGGCGGGCGCCUCUCUGCCUCAGAUUGCCAGCGCCUUGUACGUGUCCCGCCCUCAGGUCAACCGACCGAAUUCCUAUUACGGCAACAGCAGCGCGUACCCGGGCAACGGCGGCAAGAAUGCAGCCAAGUCGGCCGAGCCGGUCAUGCACAGCUUCCGCGUCUACUCUGCCCGCCGCAAUUCGGAUCCGGCGACGAACCCACCGGCACCGGCCGCCCUUUUCCACUCCAACUCGUCGGUGCCCAUCAAGCCCAUCCUCAUGUGUUUCGUCUGCAAGUUGUCGUUCGGCCUGGCCAAGACGCUCAUGUCGCACGCCACGGGCGAGCACGGCGUCCGGCUGGACGACGAGGAGAAGCGGAUCCUGGGACAGGCCAACACGUCGGCCAUCCUCCAGCUGGUCGGUAAGAGCAAAGAGCCCGUCAUUUCGUUUCUCGAGCCGGUUACCUCGCCCGCCAAUCAGAUGACGACUGCCGGGCAACAGCAGCCCAGCAACAGUCACAACAACAAUUCCUCGCCGGCCGACGAAAUGGACGUUGACGACAUCAAAGCCGAGCCCAUCCACAACGACGAAUCGUUUGAGACCAAGGAAACGCUGGCCGUCUCGACGUUCAACCGCCCAGGUUCAAGCAGUCCCAUCGGUAACAACAACAACAACAACGGACGGGCGAGCGUGUCGUCACCGUCCGCCGCCAGUUCGGCCACGCCGUCUCCGCUUUCGCCGCACCUGCAGCUGACGCCGCCCAACGUCAGCAUCGCUUCGAUUGCGGCGGCCGCCGCCGGAUUCGGCAACCCCUUUUUCAGUCAGCAGCUCCAGCAGCAGCAGCAGCAGCAAAUGUACCAGCAACAGCCGGAUGUGGUCCAGGGACUGCUGAGCCCCGGACUGAGCAGUUCGGCGGCGGCCGCCAUGGCCCUGGCCACCCGCAAUUCCUGCAAGACGCUGAAAUGCCCAAAGUGCAACUGGCACUACAAGUACCAGGAGACGCUGGAAAUUCACAUGAAGGAGAAGCAUCCGGAGAGCGAGACGUCGUGUCUCUACUGCCUGACUGGCCAGCCUCAUCCGCGGCUGGCCCGCGGCGAAACGUACACGUGCGGAUACAAGCCGUACCGCUGCGAGGUCUGCAACUAUUCGACGACGACCAAAGGCAACCUGAGCAUCCACAUGCAGUCGGACAAGCACCUGAACAACGCCCAGGAAUUGCAUCACAGCAGCAACGGGCAGCAGCAGCCGGGCGGAGGCGGCGGCGGCGGAGGCAACGGACUGGGCAACACUAGCGCCCACAAUACCAGCGCCGAAUCGCUGACGUCGCCGUCUAAAACGAGUUCCAGCUCGUCGCUGCUGCACCACCAGAGCCCCAACAUGACGAGCUCCGUCAACAAUCCGGCGGUGGCCAACAGUUUGACCAACAGUCCGGCCACUUCUUCGUCGGUGUCGUCGAGCCAAUUGGCCAAACUGGCGGCGCCGGCCAACAAGCCGACGUUCCGGUGCGACGUGUGCAACUACGAGACGAACGUCGGCCGGAAUUUGCGGAUCCACAUGACGAGCGAGAAGCACACGCACAACAUGAUCAUGCUCCAGCAGAACGUCAAGCGGAUGCAGCAACUCUCUGUCCUCCAGCAGCAGCAGCAGCACGAUCCGUCUGGCGUCGGCCUCCAAUCGUCGCCCGGCGGAGCCGAAGCCGCUCUGGCGGAUAUGGCCUAUCAGCAGGCUCUUUUCAUCCAGAUGAUGACGGGCGGUCAACUUCCUGGGCAAGCCGGACAGUUGGUUGGAGAUCCUCAAUCACCCUGGGCAUCCGGCGGAGCCGCCGGUGGAGGAGGGCAAUCGGGAAUUCCGGGGGCCGGCCCGCUGGCCGAUCCUGGUCUAAAUCCCGAGACGAUGGAGCCGUUGCCCGAGCCGAUGGAAGCCAAUCCGUCGCACGUGUUCCAGUGUCUGGUGUGCAGCGUGUUUUGCGGCGACAUGGCCGAAGUGGUUGCCCAGCACGUCGCGGCCGAUCGAUCGCGCCAGCGCGAGCACGAGGCCCUGCUCCUCAUUGGCGGCCAUUACCUGUGCCGAUUGUGCGCCUACAAGACGACGCUCAAGGCCAAUUUCCAGCUGCACUGCAAGACGGACAAGCACUUGCAGCGGCUCCAGCACGCCACCCACAUCCAGGAGGGCGGGGCCCGCAACGACUGGAAAUUGCAGUACGUGACGAGCACGACCAAUCCGGUCCAGCUGCGCUGCAACGUCUGCGAGUACUACACCAACAGCGUCCACAAGCUCCAGGUGCACGCGGCCAGUCCACGCCAUCAGCUGGCCGUCGAGCUCUUCCGCUUCGUCUCGGAUGAGGCGGCGGCUCUGGGCCGCUCCGCCAGCGGAGUCCAGUACCAGUGCCGACUCUGCCAGUGCGACUGCCCCAGCAAGACGGCCCUUCUCCAGCACGCCCGCUCGCUGCGCCACUGCCAAUUGGAGCAGUUGGCCGAGCUUCAGCGGCGCAGCACGGUCGGUCCCAAGGAGCCGAUGCUGGGACCGCUGGAACUGCGCGACCUUUUCGCCGUCGUCUCUUCCGGCAGCGAUUCGGACGACGAAGGAGCGGCGGCACCACCACAAGUCAAUCCAGCCAAUGGAACAGAAGGUGGUCGAGCUCAUCUACUACUGGCCGAACCGGGAAGAGCUACUCCGACAACUGCGACAACAACAACGAAAGCUCUGCAACAACAACAACAACAGCAGCAGCAAGGUGAACAAAUGGCCAACAACAACGACAGCAAAGCGUCAAUGGAGCAGCAGCCGAGCAACCAGGGAUUGAGUUGUCCCUUGUGCCAGAACCGUUUCGCCGACCGGGCCCAAGUGGAGCAACACGCCGCCACGGUGCACAACGUCAACGCCGAGGGUUUGGAACGGCUCAUGCUGCUUGUCGAACAGGCCAACUGGCUCAACGCAGCCAUGCAACAACAACAACAACAGCAGCAGCAACAACAACAACAGCAACAACAGCAGCAGCAGCAGCAGCCACAAGGUAACAAAGUAGUGCGACCUGAGGAAGAUUCCCGGCACGAAUCGCCGACCUCUGGCGAGGACGAAAGCGAAACUUUGACUCCUGCGGUGGCCCAGGUUCACCAGCAGCGCGGACAACAACAGGCAACAACAACAACAACAACACUGGUGCCCCCCGCUGCCACGGUCUCUGAGCGGCACGCCUACAAGUACCGGUGCCCUCAGUGCUCGCUGGCCUUCAAAACGCUGGACAAGUUGCAGCUGCACUCGCAAUAUCACGUCAUCCGCGACGCGACAAAGUGCCCGCUCUGCGGCCGCUCUUUCCGCUCCAUUUUGUCGCUGCAAAAGCAUCUGGAGAGCUCGCACGCCGAGCUGACGGACGAGGAGGCCAACGUGUUGAGGCAGAGCCUCUUGUCGCAUCCGCUGCUCCUCAGCGGACUGGCCGGUCAGGCCAGCGAAGCCGCCAUUAGCGAGUACUUGCGCCGCGAACAGGCGGCAGCCGCCGAACUCUCUGGAGGCGAAGACGAAAUGGACCAGGAAGAUUCUGGAUUGCUGCAGAAUUCCGCCCUGCUGGCCACCACCAUGGACGAAGGGCAGGAGGAGAGCGAAGAGAUGGAUCAGGACCAGAUGGGCCACGAUUCCGGUCUCCUUCACAGCAGCCAGAGGGGUGGAGGAAUGUCUGGCGGAAAUGUGAGCGGAGGCGGCAACAACGGCGAGCCGGUCCACCAGGGGACUCCGCUGGAAGAAUACCUCAACAGCGCCUCGGUGGCGGAAGAAACGUACGCCGACCCGGUGCGCCGCCACAAGUGCCACCGGUGCAAGAUGGCGUUCACGUCGCAGAGUUACCUGACUAGUCACAACAAGACGAUGCAGCACCGCAAGGGCGAAAAGCUGCACUACCCCAUGGAGAAAUACCUGGACCCCAACCGGCCGUUCAAGUGCGACGUCUGCAAGGAGUCGUUCACACAGAAGAACAUCCUCCUGGUUCACUACAAUUCCGUCAGCCAUUUGCACAAGCUCAAAAGGGCCGCUUCGCUUACCGGAGGAGCUGCCGAACCGGCCGCAGCCUCACCAGUCACGCCCACCCUGCCGCCGUUGGUCGCCAGACCCGAACGACCCGUCACGGCCAGUUCCAACUGCUCGACGGGAGCUGCCAACGCCAACAACGAGUCACCGGCUGGGAACAAGCCGUGGAAGUGCAACAUUUGCAAAGUGGCCUACAGUCAAGGCUCCACCCUGGACAUUCACUUGCGCUCCGUUCUCCACCAGACGAGAGCCUCCAAACUGCAAGAGCUGGCCGCUGCCGGUCAGAUUGAUUUGACCAGGCCGUUGAUCGAGCAGCCGGCUCCUGGCACGGCCGUGAGUCACACCCUGAGUUCGCCCGAAUCGCCCGCCCUGCCCGGCCGUAAAACUAGUCCCGUCGAGAACGGACUAGAUCAACAGCAGCAGCAGCAACAACAAUUGGCCAUGGCCCUGGGACAACUCUACGGGCUGUCGCCCGAGCAGAUAUUCCAGCAGCAGCAGCAACAACAUCUGGUCCAGCAGUAUUACUCGGCCGUUGGAUUCAAUAAUGUCGACAACAACUGGCCCAACAACGCCAAGACGGCCGAACCUGCCGCCGAGUCGCCUAUUGCCCUGCCCGACGACAACACCAACAACAACAACAAGCUGAGCCUGCCGGCUCGCCGCUCUUCGCGCAUGCUCAAGCACCUGCUGGGCAGCUACGGCUUUGAACUGGUGAUGCAAUUCAACGAAUGUCACCAGAAGCAACGCGGUGCCGGCCAACCCAAACAGCAACAACAGCAGCUGAGAGGAGAGGAGCAACAACAACAACAGCAACAAGCGAGCGGCGGCGUCAAUCUCAACAAUUCGACUGCCAGCAGCAACGAUCCGGCGGAAGAGGAGAACAAGGAGAACGCCAUGGAGACGCAAGACGCUCAAUCAGGAACGGAUAAAGCCCCUGAAAUCCAGCGCUGCGUCUGCCCGCUCUGUCACAAGAGUUUCUCCAGCAUUUGGGUUCUCAAGGCUCACAGCGAGGAGGUCCAUCGUCAGAUGGUUCCGCCCCAUUGCGUCGAACAAUGCGCCGACGAAAUCAAGAGGACAGCCAAUUUGAAUAAUACUUCCGCCUCCACUCCGGCUGGAGUGGGGCCACAUUUGUCACCCGUUGAACGACUCCCGCCGCCGGGCAAUAUCGACAGACCCGAACGCGAACCCACCGCCGAUCUUCCGGCUGAACCUUCAUCGAAACCGACAACUGCGACUAACCGACCGGAAAACACUCCGACUCCGAGGACGGCUACUUCGACUCCGAUUUCAUCCAGUGCUGCCGAAUCGGCUGCCCAGGCUCAGGCCCAGCAGCAGGCUGCCCAACUGCAGCAAUCUCAAUCGUUGGCCCAGCAGAUGAGUGACAUGCAGGGGGUUCUCAACGCCAUGGGCUUGGCUUCCCAACUGCAGCAGCAAUUCAACCCGAUGAUGAUGGGUCUGGCCGGAUUAGGCCUUCACGGUGCUGCCGGGCUCGGUUUCAACAUGCCGGCCGCCGCUUUGGCCGCUAUGAACAUGCAACCACCUUUGAUGAAUCCUUUCAUGAUGGCCGCCGGCCACUUUGAUCCCAUUCAAGCUGCCAUGGCCGCCCAGGCUGCACAAAACAAUCCUUACUUGCAAUCCGCCAUGGAUCAACAAGCCGGACAAUUCGCCAAACAGCAGCAGCAAAUGCUCCAACAGCAGCAGCAGCAGCAACAACAACAACAGCAGCAGCAACAGCAAUCCGCCGCCGGUAGUUCUGCAGCGAACAAUUCGCAGGUAGGAGGUUCGGCCAAUGGCCAGCAGCAACAACAACAACAGCAGCAGCCGGGUCAGCAACAAAAGAGGGCUCGAACGAGGAUCAGUGACGACCAGUUGAAGAUUUUACGAGCUCAUUUCGAUAUCAACAAUUCACCGUCGGAGGAAACCAUCGCCGAAAUGGCCCGCCAGUCUGGCUUGCCUCCCAAAGUCAUUAAACAUUGGUUCCGCAAUACGCUGUUCAAGGAGCGCCAGCGCAACAAAGAUUCGCCCUACAACUUCAGCAACCCGCCCAGCACGACGCUCAACCUGGAAGAGUACGAGAAGACGGGCGAGACCAAAGUCACUCAACUCAAAGCGGAAGAGCAAAUGGAAAUUCAAAGGGCUCUGAUCAGCACGCGGCCCACGCCGGCCACCAACAGCAAAGCGGCAAAGACGGCCGCUGCGGCUGCAGCAGCCGCCGCCGCCUCCGCCGCCGCAGCAGCAGCAGCAGCAGCGUCGAUGGCCUCGGUCGCUCCACCGGCUAUACCCGAGGCCGUUCAAGUCAAGAAAGAAGUGGUGGCGGAAAUGCCCGAACCAACAGCCGAAGAAACUGCCAGUCGUUCGACUCCACAAAUGCUGCCAACGACACCCGGAAAUCCGUUCCACAUCCGAAGCGGAUCGCCCAUGACGAACCUUUCAUUGGCCUCUCUCAUCAAUUCGCAACUGAACGUCGACACCAAGAACUGUCACCUUGGGCCGGGCGGAGGCAUGUUCCCUCCUCGCCCGACCACCAGCGGAUCGGCUCUCCCUAGUCCCGCUGCCGCCGGACUGGCCGGUUUGAGCCCAGGCCGCAUGAGCAGCGACCAAAGCCCGUUCAACUUUUUCGCUACUUCGACACCAUUGCCGAUGGCUCCUCUGACUCCUCCAGGCGGCGGCGGCGGAGGCAACUCGAGCAGUGGAGGCGGCGGUCCUGGAUCAUCAACUGGCAAACGGGCCAACCGGACGCGCUUCACCGACUACCAGAUCAAGGUACUGCAAGAGUUCUUUGAGAACAACGCUUACCCUAAAGACGACGAUCUCGAGUAUCUCUCGAAACUGCUCUCACUCUCACCGAGAGUCAUUGUCGUCUGGUUCCAGAACGCCCGUCAAAAGGCUCGCAAAGUCUACGAGAAUCAACCGCCAGUGGCCGGAGGUGCCGGCGAUCCGGCCUCCACUUCGGGUUCGGCCACUCCAGGCUCUGGAACGUCGGGCGGAGGAGGAGCGGGAACCGACCCGGACGGCUCGGGCCGUUUCCAGCGCACGCCAGGACUCAACUACCAGUGCAAAAAGUGUCUGCUGGUGUUCCAGCGCUAUUACGAGCUCAUCCGCCAUCAGAAAACUCACUGCUUCAAGGAGGAAGACGCCAAACGAUCGGCCGUGGCUCAGGCGGCCGCUGCCCAGGCUGCCGCUUGCUUCUCGUCGUCAGACAAUGACAACAGCAAUUCGAGUUCAUUGGCCGACGCUUCCGUCAUGAGCGGAACGGCCUCGUCAUGUGGUGCUGCCCCUCAAUUGACCAUUUUACCGAAAUCAUCGUCGUCGUCAACCAUCAUCAAGACGGAAUCCAACGUGGCUGCACCCCCACCGCCGCCACCCAAGCAGCCGGAAAUGUUCCAAACUCAGCCGGCCCAGCAGCAGCAGCAGCAAAACCAACAGUCGCAAAACGAUUCCGCUUUCCACUGCGAGCAAUGCGGCUUGACAUUUUCGCGAUUCGAUUUGUGGCGCGAACAUCAAAUCGUCCACAUCAUGAAUCCGGAUCUCUUCUCGGGUGGCGCCGCCGCUGCCAAAAUGGCGGCCGGAAUGGAGACUCAGUAUGCGGCUCUACUUCAACAGCAUCAGGCUGCCGUCGUGGCGGCCGCGGCCGCUCAACUCUCGGCCAGUCUGCCGGCAGUCAGCGCCGGAAGCAGCGGCCAAAUGACCCCGCCAUCCUCUGGCUCCCUGAUUCCUUCUGGAAGCAAGCGGAAGCACGAAGUGGUCGAGGACGACGAAGAGCGUGGUGGUGGCGGAGGUGGAUGCGGUGGCAGCGGAAGCGGAGGUGGUGGCACUGACGGAGACGGACAACCGCGCGACAAGCGUCUGCGAACGACGAUCCUGCCGGAGCAGCUGGAUUUCCUGUACCAGCAGUACCAGCUGGAAUCGAAUCCGUCUCGCAAGAUGCUGGAGACGAUCUCACGCGAAGUCGGACUCAAGAAGCGCGUCGUCCAGGUGUGGUUCCAGAACACUCGAGCUCGCGAGCGCAAAGGUCAGUUCCGGGCCCAUGCCCAGGUCAUCAACAAGCGUUGUCCAUUUUGUCCGGCCUUGUUCAAAGUCAAAUCGGCUCUCGAGUCACAUUUGGCCGGUCGUCACCCGGAUCAGUUGGCCAAAGGCGAAGUCAACAUCGACGCCCUGCCCGACAUGACCGACGAAGACUCGGACACUGGAAUGAACCUGAACACAAGCUCAUCUCCCCAUUUAGGUUCCAGUCACUCUGUCCAGUCCGGAUCCACUUCGGCAGCCGGCGAGGCCAAUUCGGCAGCCGCCAUCCAGGAAGCCCUGACUAAGCGGCUCUCGGCCGUCUCCAACUACCAGCAGUCGAUGGCCUCACUCUCGAUGCUCUCGUCCCUCUACUCCCAGGGCUUUGUAGCUCCUCUACCCGGCUUCGAGGGCAAGGCCGAGGACGCUCUCAAACGCUACGCCAACGACUAUCUGGCCAAUGCCGGAAACAACAAUGCCACGCCGACUCCGUCGGCCGCACCAACCAACGAGCAACGUCCAUCGACUGGCAAUCCGACCGGAGAGCUGCCACUGGACUUGAGCCGACCUUUGCCACUCCAGCAGGGCCUGGGACAAGUGCGACCGGAAAGCGCCAUGCAGUCGGACGUCGGGACGGACGACAACCGCUCGGAGCACUACAUGGAUUACUUUGACGAGAGCAAUCCGUCUUCCCCUUUGCCCUACAACAAAAUGGGCGGAGGUGGAAACCAAAGCAAUUCGGGAAACGCUAGUAUGACGGGCUCGGCUUCCGGCGGACAGAACAAGCGAUUCCGCACUCAGAUGAGCGCCGUCCAGGUGCGCGUCAUGAAGUCGCUCUUCUCCGACUACAAAACACCGACGAUGGCCGAAUGCGAGGCCCUCGGCCGUGAAAUUGGCCUGCCCAAACGCGUCGUCCAGGUCUGGUUCCAGAACGCUCGAGCCAAGGAGAAGAAGAACAAGUUGAACGCCCAGAAAGCGGCCGGCGAUUUGUCUGGAAUCGAGAGCAACGUCGGCGCCAAACAGCCGGACGGUUGCGAUCUUUGCGACUUCAAAUAUUCGCACAAGUACGCUGUCCAGGACCACAUUUUCACGCAUCAGCAUAUCGAGCGCGUCAAAAUCCACGUGGCCGAGCAGUCGGGCAAGCACGGUGACGACAUGCCGACCUCGGUCGCCCGUCCUUCCAAGGCUGGAGGACAUCAGCAAGAAAGUCAGGAGCCGUCGACGCCAACACCUGUCGGUGGAUCCAGCGCCGAGACGACGACGUCGCCACCCAACAGCAGCAACGCGACGGAAUCGGCCCAGCUAGAAGCUCUGCUCCUCCACCAACUCUACGGAAUGGGCUACGGAGCUGCCGGAGUUCCAGCUGCAGCCUUGGCUGCCGCCGCUGCCGCCGCAGCCGCAUCAUCCUCGUACAACAACUCCCAGCAACAGUCGAGCACCAACGUCAUGGCCGGCGGUCCUGGAGGAAUGUGGGGACAAGGUGGUGAGAAUUACCUGCUGGCCAUGCUUCAACGGAGUCCAGCAGCUCUGCAGCAAAUCGCCAAGACUUUCUCCGAGUCGGGAGUGUCGGAGGCCCGUUUCACGCUGGACGGCAGCACCCGAUCUUCGCUGUCUGAGCAUUUGAGUUCGAUGGAAAUGAAGUUCAUCCGCACUCAUUCGACAGACGUCGGCGUCUUGUGCAAAGCUUGCCAGACCCUCUACGGCUCCGAAGCCGCUGUGGUGCAACACCAACGGGCCGGCUGCCCGCAGACGGCCGAAUCCUCGGCGGCUUCCAGCGGCGGAGCCACUCGACUGGUCCUGCUGCAACACGAGUGCAUGGCCUGCGAGGAGAAGUGCCCGACGUUGGCCGAGUUGCGCAAUCAUCUCAACGGCGAUGCCCAUCGACGCCAGACGGCCAAAUUGACGGGUACCGUCCUCAACGGCAACGUCGGCUCCCAGUCAACCACGUCAGCCAGCAGGUCGGGAGCUGACCAGGAUCAGUUGGCACUUUUGCCACCGAUCCAGUCCAGUUCUCCUUCGAGCGGACUCAGCUCUCAGAUCGAGGAUGUGGUCAAGCAGCUGACGGCCCUGGCCCAAGCCACCACCGGACAAGGAUCGACCGUCGCGCCAUCCUUUGGAGGCAAAAAUAACAGCGGCGAUUGCGAUACCAACGCCAACAUCGCCCAGCGCAAAGCCGCAACUUACGGACAGUAAAAGAAAAAUGGAUAAAAACCCCACCGAAAAAAAAAAGAAAAAGUGAACUAAUUUUUCUUCGACGCAAACUCAACCGAUUCAAGACGAACGCCCAUCGAACGUGACCAAUAAACCUAGCAAGAAAAAAAAAACAAUUCGACAACAGAUGACCCUGGAACGAUUUUUCAGUGUCGACAAAAAUUUUUUUAAUUUUUUGCCACGAGUCCCGAAAAGAUUCACUGAACGAAAAAAAGAAGAAGAAGAAAAACAAACGCUCUCGUUUUGUGUGUGUGUGAUUGUGUGCUGUGUCUGUUUGACGUGCGUGCGUGUGUGUACUGUAUAUGUACCGUGUGUUUGGCACUCUACUACUCCUAUAUACUACUACCACUACUACUCUCUAAAAAACCCUUCCCUCCAUUACAAUAUUCCGGUUUGUGUUUGGAUUCGGUUGCGCGGCGAAGAAGAUCGCGGAACUUUGGUCGCGAUUUGUCUGUCGCUCGCGACGGUCCAUCACUCCGGGUAUAUUCUCACAUGGUUCCUAUUUCACGUAGUGAUAACCAGUACAUACAUAUAUAAUAAUAAUUAAUAAUAAUAAUAAUUGAAAUAAUAAUAAAAAUUUAAAUCAUAUUUAAAAAGAAACAAAAAAAAAGUUAAGAAAAAGACAAUUUUUUCCCAAAUUUGUUUUUUUUUGGUCGUCGUUGAUGUCAUCGUCUGUUCAAAUUUACAAUCCCUCCCGUCCCGAUAUCGCAACCUCCCCCCCACCCACCUCACCCGUGUUUUUUUAACAUCAUAUUUGCUGUGUGUCUGCGUGCAAGUCUCUAUUUCAUUUGUUUUUAAAAGAACCCACACUUUUUACUCCUGCAAUUUGUUACAUGACUAUACUAUUCCCCCCCCCCUUCAAAUUUCUCUCCCUGCCUCUCGAUGAUUUUAUUUCGAGAAAUGUCAUUGGGCUGGAUAUUUUUUGGGCGAGAGAUAAAAAACAAUUGAGAGCCGAGAGAGAGAUGAUCCGGGGGGUGCCAACGGCUCAUUUGAAUCUAUACGAUUUCAUUAAUUAUAAAUCACGUUUUUUUUUUGUUUUAUUAAAUUACCAAGCCCUCCCUACCAAUUUUUUCGCUCGUCGCCCUGUCGUCAUAUCAACGGGGAAGGAAAAAGAAAAUUGAGGCGAAUGUGUUGUGCGAGACAAGAUUUUUUUCUUUUUCGAAGAAUUACCUCUCUCCCAAUGAACCCCCCUCCCCCCAUUUUAUCUCUGAAUAUAUUAUACAACGCCUAUUGCUUUGUCCACAAGCACCACGAACGAACGUUCCUACGUCGAAAGCCUUGUUAUCGAAGAAGAAGAAAAAGAAGAAGAAGAAGCAAAACAUACAAAAAAUCAAUUCAAUAUGGAAGUUUUUUUUUGUUUUUUCAACAAAGAAAAAUCGGGAGGGACUCCCGAAAUUUUUUCAUUUCCGCGUCUUUUUUUUCCUGUACGUUUUUAUUUUUAUUUUUUAUUGGAAAUUAUUUGUGAGCGUCAAAAAAAGUACUUUUUCGGUCGAAAUUAUCUUCGUUCUCUCUCUCUCUCUCUCCUCUUUCUCACUGUCGUCUUGUUGGAGCUGUCGUGACGCCAUCUCUCGUUAUAUACACACGAAAAGAAACAAAAAAAAAACCUUGUGGUGUUGUUUGUUUUGUUUGUUUUUUUUAUUAUUCUUUUUUUGCUUUUAUGGCCCCUCAAUUCAUUCGCUGCCCGGCUUCGUUUUUUUUUUCUUUUUUCCGAAGAAAUUGUUUUCAAAAGUGGCGCCAUCAGCAAUAAUAUCAAAGCAACAGCGUUGCCACCAUCAAUUUUUGAUUGGCGUGUCGUGUUCUCUCACAAAACGGGACCGUGUGUUUUGUUGGCACGUGAAUUUGAUUCAGACAGAGAAAAACAAAACAUCGAGGCUUGUAUCAAUCAUUCCUUUUUUUCGCUCCCAUUCCAGAGAAAUGCGUCGUCUGUGAGGAAAUAUUCCAUUUAACGAGGUGGAUCAAAUGAUGCGACGGGAGACCCAGUUUGACAGUCUAAAUUAUAUACACACUGUUGUAGUAUUACAUUGGCGUUUCGAUGGUUUCAAAACGUUUUUCUUUCUUAUUAUUAUUUUUGCCCCCCCCCCUCCUGCUGUGUGCGCGUGUUGAUUCAAGUAAAGAGAAGCAACACACUCGUUUUCUAUUAUUACAUAUACAAUGAUGAUGAUCAUUAUCCAAGGCUACCUCACCUGGAUACUCAAGUUCCUAUCAAAUAAAGCCUUUCUGACGACGACGACAACAUCCAUAAGCGAAAAACAACAACAGUCGCAAAAAAAACAAAAACCCAAGAUUUUUUUUUAUUGUUGUAUACACACACAAAAUAAGAGCGGCGAAAAUUCUAUAGGCGCCAACGCGUUUGUGUUAGUCUCAAAUAUUUCCCCCUUUUUGGGGAGUGUUUGUUUCGUGAAGAAAAAGAAAAAAUCGUGAACAACUUCGUCAUUAAUUCCCAGACAACAAUUUUUUUUUCUCUUUCUCUUCAACUCUACAAAAAAAAAGAAAAAAAAAAAGAAAAACAAUCUGUGUGUGCGUAUGUGUGUGUGUAUGCGUGUGUGUGGUUAUGUAUACACGGCCCAGAGCCUUGGGAUUCCAUGGCUGACAUUCAGUGUAUGUAAUAUCUAUUUCUCUCUCUCUCUCUCUCUUUUAUUUUCUAUCUCUCUCUCUCUCAUGAUGAAAAAACAUGGUCAUUAUUUCGUCAACCGGCUCCCUCCCCUUUUUUUUCAUUAUUAUGAUGUCAUAGUUUUUAAUCCCAGCUGCAAAAAAAAAGUUAAUUGAAAAAAAAAUAAGACUAUCGAAAAAUGGUCUUAAUAACUUAUUUCACCCCAAAAGUCCGGGAGGGGAUUUUUUUUUCACGCCACCUUCCUCACACAAAGAAAGAAAAAAAAACAAGUUGUAUUAUAUCAUUCAAAUAGUUUGUAUGUGUGUGUGUGUGUGUGUGUUUUAAUUUUGAAUUUAUCAUUUGAAAUUACGACACUUUUUUUUUCGCGAGUUCUUCAUUCUUCGAUGUUUGAUUUCAUUUGUUGGUUUCUUGAUUCACAUCACACAAAAGACGAUCGCCGAUGAUGACGGCUCAUUCCGAAUUUCGAAAUUCUCUUUCUCUAUUUUACGAUGAUGUGAUGAUGAUGUAACCCCCUCAUUUGUUUUGAUGAGUGUUUAUCGGUUUCAUUUCCGCUUCUUUUGAUUUGAUAUUUUUGUUUUUGAACGGGAAUUAUUCCACCAAACAGCGUUUGUAAUUCCCGCCUCGAUUCUUAUCCAACUUAAACUAAUUAAUUAUUAUUUUUUUUUUCCAACCAGAAAAAAUUGUGUUGUUGUGUUCGAAUUCAUUUUGUCUUUCGUGAGAUGAUGGGGCAGUAUAUAUUACAAUGUGAUGGAUGCUGACUGUUCUUUCUGUAGAAUUUAUCGUGGCUUCUGGCAAUACAAAAAACUUGUCAACCCGUCA